AUGUCAGAAAACAUUGUUGAACGAUAUUGCUGUUCGCGUGGAUUUCUCCGCAAACGAUCUCAGUUGUAUGAGGGUGAGAGAAAUGAGAAAGGCGAGAGGCAUGGCGACGGAAAGGCUUUAUUACCGAACGGCGAUAUAUACGUUGGCCAAUAUCACAAUGGGCUUAGACACGGCAAGGGUAUCUACGUAUUCAAAAAUGGUGCUCGGUAUAACGGCGACUGGAGACACGGACAGAAAUACGGUCAAGGGAUCUUUUGGUACCCUGAUGGAACGCGAUACGAAGGAGAAUGGAAACACGACGUAAAAAAUGGCUUUGGCGCUUACUACUACGCGAAUAAUGACAUCUACGAGGGCUCGUGGAAAGACAACCUUCGCCACGGUAUGGGAACGUAUCUGUAUGCUGAUACAGAAAUUAAAUUUAUGGGUACAUGGAUAAAAGACUGCAUGGAAGGACCUGGACAGCUCGUCUUCCCGCGCUAUCGCUACUACGGUUUCUGGAAAUUGAACUUGCCGUACGGACGCGGUUGCUUUACCUUUGAGAAUAUAUGCAUGCAGCAUGGUCACUACAUACAUGUGAGAGAUCCUACAUUUACUGGCCUGAUAGACACUAAAGAUACAGAGAAGGCUGACAACGAAAAACUAGAACUAAAAGAAUCGGCUUCUUCAAGGAUGGGUAUUUUACCAAAGUGGCGGGCGCGUUGCAUCACACCUUAUAAUCCGGAAUUGCUACCGCCAGAAGCAGAACCGUUACGAGAGGAAAUGUUCGUGGAAUCUUCGAUUGACAAAGAUGAGGGUGAUGUCUGGCCAAAGAUCGAGGGAUACUCUGAUUACGCAGAGGAAGAUUAUCACGAGGAACCCUAUCCGGAAGCGUCACCUCAAAUCGACAGUCCUUAAUUGCCUGAUAAAAAUGCCUGAAAACGAUAAUUCCAAGCUGUCAAUUAAACGAGAAUGGCUUUCAACGCACACUCUUCACCUUAUUCUAUAUAUGUAACUUUGUGAUCACACAGGUGAUGCAAAACGAAAUAAAGAGUGAUCGGCCUGC
Molecule: messenger RNA, 1042 nt
Organism: Pogonomyrmex barbatus (red harvester ant)
Lineage: Eukaryota; Metazoa; Arthropoda; Insecta; Hymenoptera; Formicidae
Product: Radial spoke head protein 1
Source: RefSeq, a predicted model, not a curated record